This is a messenger RNA of Cornus florida, 746 nucleotides long. Its product is annotated as small ribosomal subunit protein bS16m/bS16c. The coding region runs from base 110 to 472 and encodes 120 amino acids. The transcript has 3 exons. The record is from RefSeq and is a predicted model, not a curated record. Gene Ontology annotation, biological process: mitochondrial translation. Gene Ontology annotation, molecular function: structural constituent of ribosome. Lineage: Eukaryota; Viridiplantae; Streptophyta; Magnoliopsida; Cornales; Cornaceae. Gene Ontology annotation, cellular component: ribosome; small ribosomal subunit.
UUACCACUUUGCCAUCGUCUCUCCAAAAAAACGAUCUGUAUUCACCCAGAGCAGUGUGAGUUUGCGGCGUCUAGUUUCAUUCUCGAAGCGCGAAAAACCAGAGAAAAAAAUGGCGGUGAGAAUCAGAUUAGCGAGGUUCGGAUGCAGAAACAGGCCGUUUUAUCGAGUUAUGGCCGCCGAUAGCAGAUCUCCCAGAGACGGCAAGCACUUGGAAGUUUUGGGUUACUACAACCCAUUACCGGGUCAAGAUGGUGGUAAACGAAUGGGUCUUAAAUUUGACAGAGUGAAAUACUGGUUAUCAGUUGGUGCCCAGCCUUCUGACCCUGUCCAACGCCUACUUUUCAGAGCAGGGUUGCUACCCCCGCCACCGAUGCUGGCAAUGGGACGCAAAGGAGGGCCAAGAGACACCCGUCCAAUAGAUCCUAUGACUGGACGCUAUUUGACAUACGAGAAGUCAGACAACACUGACUAAUCAAAGGACUCUGAAGGUGAUGAUGAAGAUAGUGCAACCUCAUGAAGCUUAUACAUCUCUGCUUUCUUAGAUUAGUGUUGCUAGGAUUGGUCUAGUCAGAUCAUUGAAAAGUUGUUUGAACUUUGAAGUUGUGUAGCUCGUGAAUAACCCCCAAUCUUGAGCAACAAAGCAACUUCUAUUGAGAUGUAUGUUCUGCUACAUUGUCUUAUUGCCGAAAGAACUUCAUUUUAUAUUUGUUUUAGCAUAUAUAAACCCUAAAACCAAUUUUUAUCUA